Pistacia vera is the source of this 1275-nucleotide messenger RNA. RefSeq names its product probable sugar phosphate/phosphate translocator At3g11320. The transcript has 4 exons. Gene Ontology annotation, molecular function: antiporter activity. The coding region runs from base 273 to 1202 and encodes 309 amino acids. Gene Ontology annotation, cellular component: Golgi apparatus. The record is from RefSeq and is a predicted model, not a curated record. NCBI's taxonomy places the organism in Eukaryota, Viridiplantae, Streptophyta, Magnoliopsida, Sapindales, Anacardiaceae.
CUUUCUUUCACGCGUUUACCUUCUAUCAGCUUUAAUUAAAUCUCUAUUUCUCUGAAACUUCGUUUCUUUCUUUGGGUAUUUGCAGAGCCACAUUCUUCUUCUUCUUCAGUCUAGAUCCGUCAUGAACUCUGUUCAACGUUACCUAGAUCCACUUCUUAACUCUACAUCUCAACGCACCUGAUCCCUUUUCGCAAAAAAUCUCAUUUCUCCGAUCACCGACGAUUUAUUUUAUUAUUUUAUUAUUUUAAUUUUGUUUUUAAAAUUGUUUGAAGAUGAAGAGUUCGAGCAAAUUUUUCACGUUUGGGUUGGUGGCGUCAUGGUAUUCGUCGAACAUAGGAGUUCUGUUACUGAAUAAGUACUUGUUAAGUAACUAUGGGUUCAAGUACCCGAUCUUUUUGACCAUGUGUCACAUGACGGCUUGUUCUUUGUUAAGUUACAUCGCCAUUGCGUGGAUGAAGAUGGUUCCUAUGCAAACUAUCCGAUCUCGGCUUCAAUUUCUCAAAAUCUCGGCUUUGUCUUUCGUGUUUUGUAUCUCCGUUGUUUUUGGGAAUGUAUCGUUGAGGUUCCUACCGGUUUCUUUUAAUCAGGCUAUUGGUGCUACGACGCCAUUUUUCACUGCUGUUUUCGCCUACUUGAUGACGUUUAAGCGUGAGGCUUGGCUCACUUAUGUCACCCUCAUUCCUGUUGUUACUGGUGUUAUCAUCGCUAGCGGGGGUGAACCAAGUUUCCAUUUGUUUGGAUUUAUAAUGUGCAUUGCGGCAACAGCUGCCAGGGCACUUAAAUCAGUGCUACAGGGAAUUUUACUUUCUUCUGAAGGGGAGAAGCUGAAUUCCAUGAACCUCCUUCUAUACAUGGCUCCAAUAGCUGUCGUGUUUCUACUCCCUGCAACACUUAUAAUGGAAAAAAACGUGGUUGGUAUUACACUCGCUCUUGCUAGAGAUGAUGUCAAGAUCAUCUGGUAUCUACUAUUCAAUUCGGCACUAGCUUAUUUCGUAAAUCUGACCAACUUUUUGGUCACAAAACAUACCAGUGCUCUGACUCUCCAGGUAUGCCUCAUUUCUAAAUGCAAAGGGGGCAGGGGCCGUGGUGUGUCAAUUUUGAUAUUUAGAAAUCCCGUAUCUGUAACGGAAUGCUUGGUUACACACAUGACAGUAUUUGGAGUAAUCCUCUUAGUGAAGCAAAGAACGAGCAAGACAACAUGAAGGAAAAUAAUAUGUGCAAUCAUCAUAAAUUGUUCCCGCAGUGCCAGGAGAGAGGCAAACCUUCCUGGAGGGC